Molecule: messenger RNA, 1541 nt
Organism: Salvelinus namaycush (lake trout)
Lineage: Eukaryota; Metazoa; Chordata; Actinopteri; Salmoniformes; Salmonidae
Product: complement component C1q receptor
Molecular function (GO): calcium ion binding
Source: RefSeq, a predicted model, not a curated record
UGGAUUUUGUGGGAAUGAUGCUGUUACUUUUACUGCAACUCUCUAUGUGGGGAGCAACUGGAGCAGACACCGGCCGAGAAGCAACUGUUUGUACAUCCAAUGCAUGUUUCUCUUUUCACAUGGAGGGAGUCAGCUUUGAAGACGCUCGAUUGAAAUGCCAUGGUGACGGAGGUUACUUGGUAACAACUAAAGACAAAAGCGAGAUAGCAGAACUUCAGUCAACCCUUUCACAGAUCGACGUAAGCCAUCGCUAUUUGGACUUCAAAUUUUGGAUCGGACUGAAAUUGCGUAAAGGCGACUGCAUUAUAAGGGACAUGAGUCUCAACGGUUUUAAGUGGAUAUCUGGAGGGGAAUAUUCACAAUAUUCGAACUGGGAGAAGGAACCUCGCAGCACCUGCACAGAGGAGCGUUGCGUGUUGGUACAUUUUUCUUUAUGGAGUCGCAAUGAAUUGAAAUGGACGGAUGGAUCUUGCAAAGACAAGGCUUUUUACUCGUGCAAAUUCUAUUUCAAGGGAAUGUGUAAACCUUUGUUGUUGGCAGGAGGAGAGCAAGUGAAUUACAUGCUCCCAUUCUCAGCAAAUCCAUUAAAUGAUGAUAAUAACAUGACUGCAUUCCCAUUUGGAACAUAUGCUGAUAUAAGAUGCAAUGACAGUGAUCACUUUUCUAUUUGUAAAUUAACGGAUGGUGUCUAUGGUUGGACUAUCCCUGGUCCGUUUUGCGGCUCAGAUAAACAGAACUGUGGGUAUAAAAACGGUGGAUGUGAUCAUUUGUGCGUUGAUAGUGACGCUGGUGGUGUCCGUUGUGGAUGCAAGGACGGUUAUGUGUUAGGACAGGACACAGUAUCAUGUGGCCUAAAGGAAUAUUGUCACAGUUCUCCAUGCCAGUACCAAUGUGUAACAGGACCAACGGGCUUCUCGUGCGUAUGCCCAAACGGCUUCCAAUUGGAUAAAGACCAAUUUGGUUGUAUUGAUGUUGAUGAAUGCUACAUUAAUGCCUGCGGUGGUCAUCAUUGCAUCAAUACCCAAGGCAGUUACACAUGUAGGUGCAAGGGAGGCUACACAAUGGUUGAUGGCAAAUGCCACGAUAUAGACGAGUGCACGGAAUCUAGAUGUCCCCAAAUAUGUCUUAACUCUGAAGGAUCCUUCUCCUGCCAUUGCAUCCCGGGGUUCACUGUGUCCGAGGACGGUCAUACUUGUAUAGACAUAGACGAAUGCUUCAGUAAUCGAUGCGAGGACAAAUGCACUAAUACCAUUGGUAGUUUCAGGUGUUCCUGCCAUCAGCACUUCCGGUUACACCCUAAUGGAAUCACCUGCGUUCGAGAUGUGACUGUUGUCUCCACUGCGGAGACGUCAAGUGAUCAUAGAGACACUGACCAACACGACGAGACCAUGGACACUAUAACCAUAUCGCCGGUUGAAUAAAAUAGAGACUCAGUUCACCCACGGACCACCUCAAGACACUAUUAGGCACGACAUUACGCAUGACAUUACGCAGCACAGGCCGUCCAGCAAAACCAUUGGAAUGAGUGGGCCAACGCAUAA